CACCACAACUGUCAUACUACAACCACAACAUUCAAGAUGUCGUUCCUGAUCAAAUCCGCCCCCUUACGCCACUUCCCUCUGCACCCCCUCGUCCUCGCCCCUAAACGCACCCACUGGAACAAGGACUACAAGCCUGGUCCAUACCCAUACAGCAUGGAGGAGAAACGUCUGGCGGCCGAAAAGUACAACCUUCAUCCGGCUGAGUACCGAGCUUACCCGGACGACGGAUUCGGCCGAGGAGACUACCCCAAACUCCCAGAUCUUGGUUACGAGUCCAGGGAUCAUCACUACCCGUGGGACAACCCAGAACACUUGCGCAAUUUCGGCGAACCUCUUCACGCAGAGUUCGGUUUGGUGAGGCAAGAUCGGCUGAAUGUUGGCGUGAAAAUGAGGUACCCGUUGUGGCUGCAAGUUCUGCAGUUUUUUGGAGCCAUGUUGGCUUCAGCUGGACUUUUUUGGUUCUUUGAGAAGUUUAAGGCCUUUCAUCCCGUAAUACCGACGCAGUGUCCGGAGGACGGAGUGACGCACUACACGUUCGAGCCGGAAGAGGAAGGAAAGCCAGGAAAGAGUAAAUGAGUGCAAAUAUAUUCUUCUAACGGAACAUUUUUUUGUAAAAGUAAAGUUUUGGUAAUAAUAAAA
Zophobas morio is the source of this 639-nucleotide messenger RNA. Its product is annotated as NADH dehydrogenase [ubiquinone] 1 beta subcomplex subunit 8, mitochondrial-like. The transcript has a single exon. The record is from RefSeq and is a predicted model, not a curated record. Lineage: Eukaryota; Metazoa; Arthropoda; Insecta; Coleoptera; Tenebrionidae. Bases 37 to 576 code for a protein of 179 amino acids. Gene Ontology annotation, cellular component: mitochondrion.